This is a messenger RNA of Aspergillus pseudonomiae, 1162 nucleotides long. Its product is annotated as alpha/beta hydrolase family esterase. Lineage: Eukaryota; Fungi; Ascomycota; Eurotiomycetes; Eurotiales; Aspergillaceae. The transcript has a single exon. Gene Ontology annotation, molecular function: feruloyl esterase activity. The record is from RefSeq and is a predicted model, not a curated record. Bases 278 to 1105 code for a protein of 275 amino acids.
GCCACCCUGCGUGUGGGCAAUGAUCGCCAGAGUAGGGGUCUUGUCUGUCGCAGGAUAUCAAUCGUACAGUAUUAGUCUGAGCUCUGGAUAACUGUGGUAUUGUAUAUGUAAUAGCAGGUUGGGGACAUAAAAGAAGCCGAAAGCCUGUCUUCAGCAUCGCUCUUUCACUGAAAAUCUACAUCAUCGUUCUCGAUUCCAUACAGCAACACCCGCUUGGAACAAACAACUCCUCAUUUAUUCACAUUUUAUCUCAAGGACACGUUUAUACUCCCUCAAUAUGCGUCGCACUUGGGCCUCUUUCUGCGUUGCAGCGACCGAAUUGGUCAUACAGGCUGCCGCAGCUAGCUCCGCUGGAUGCGGCACAACCCCAUCCCUCAGCAACGGACUCAACUACAUGGACGUCAACGGGCAGCCUCGGGAAUACAUUAUUCAGGCUCCUGACAACUACGACGCCAGCACUCCUCACAAACUCGUGAUCGGGUACCACUGGCGCGACGGCACCAUGAACAAUGUCGUCGAAAACGGAUUUUACGGGCUGCAGUCCCUCGCCGGGGACACACCCACCAUCUUCAUCGCUCCCCAGGGCCUGGGCAACGGCUGGGCCAACACCAACGGUGACGAUAUCACCUUCACCGACCAAAUCCUCGAAGCGAUAGAAUCCUCCUUCUGCAUUGACCAGGACCGCCGUUUCGCCACCGGCUGGAGCUGGGGCGGAGGCAUGAGCUACUCGGUGGCCUGUUCGCGAGCCGACGUCUUCCGCGCUGUUGCGGUUCUCUCUGGUGGUGAAAUCAGUGGCUGUGAUGGCGGUAGUGUCCCCAUUGCGUACUUUGGUCAGCAUGGAAUUAGCGAUAGCGUGCUGGGCGUCGAGCUCGGCCGUACAUUGCGAGACCACUAUGUUCAGGUGAAUGGCUGUGAUGCCGCGACUCCUCCUGAGCCGCAGCCUGGAAGCGGGACACAUGUUGUCACUGAUUACACGGGCUGUUCUGAGGGACAUCCUGUUCAGUGGGUUGCUUUUGAUGGCGAUCACGAACCACUUCCUUCGGACGCGGGUUCUUCGGAUUCAUUUACCCCUGGUCUUAUCUGGGAGUUCUUCUCUCAGUUCUAAGUUGGAUCAAUCGGACCUGCUUUGGAAUGGAAUUAUGGAGGGGAGGAUGGAGAAAAC